This is a messenger RNA of Procambarus clarkii (red swamp crayfish), 477 nucleotides long. The record is from RefSeq and is a predicted model, not a curated record. NCBI's taxonomy places the organism in Eukaryota, Metazoa, Arthropoda, Malacostraca, Decapoda, Cambaridae.
AUGUCUUUUACGUCUGGAACCCUGUCUAACUACGAGGUGACGAGCCCCAGCACGCCACGGAGCGCCACCAGCCCGCCCGUGCCCGUGCCCGUACCCGUGUAUGUGAGGACACGUCCCUCAACCGUGCCAGACACCUCUACCAAGAAGUGCCGACGAUCUCGGACCGUCUUCACAGAGCUGCAGUUGGUGGGUUUGGAACGACGGUUCGAGGCCCAGAAGUACCUGAGCACUCCUGAUCGGGUGGAGCUGGCCCGCUCCCUGGGACUCACGCAGCUUCAGGUCAAGACUUGGUACCAGAACCGCAGGAUGAAGUGGAAGAAGCAGGGGAGAAUUAGACAACAGAGUAAGUAUGGCUACCUCUUGUUGGCUUCUCUUGUUGACGAAAAUAUAGAAAAAGAUGGAAAAUGUGAGAAAGUUGAUAACACAGACAAAGAGGACAUGUUUAGUGUCAUAAAGGAUGAAAUAGGUUUCCUGUAA